AACCUUAACGGCCAAUCUUUUUUCUCAUCCGAAGAACAAAAUAUAUUUAAGAGAAGAAGAAGAAGAAAUGGCGUCUUUGAAUCCUGUUUUCUUUCUAGUAUUCCUCCUAUUGACAACGUUCUACCACCUUGGUGAGGGCCGUGCGCCCCAUACAUUUCUUGUGGGAGGAUCAGACGACGGAUGGAAAGUUCCAGAAUCAUCCAACAAGACUCGACUCAUCCAUUGGGCUGAGACCCAAAGAUUCCUAGUAGGAGACAGUCUUGAGUUUAACUACGAUAACAAGACAGAUUCGGUGUUACAAGUGACAAAAGAAAACUACGAAAAGUGCAUUACAAAAGAGGCUUCGAAAACAUAUACUGCGACACAAACCAUCCUGAAACUUAAUGACUCAGGUCCACACUACUUCAUCAGUGGAGAUCAAGGUAAUUGCGCUAACGGUGAAAAAUUGAUCGUGGUGGUUCAGUCACCUGAUCACCCGCCCAUGCCCAAGCCCGUACCCCCCACUGCUCCACCAACUCCUUCAAAACCUCCUACUUCACCGGCACCUCCUACUUCACCAGCACCUCCUACUUCACCGGCACCUCCUACUUCACCGGCACCAACUCCGGCCAACAACACUGCCGUUGGGUUGGUUGCUGGAAGUGGCAUCUUCUGGACCUUUAUUGCUGUCAUUGGGCUCGCUUGGGCUUAAGCCUCUAUAUUAGAAGAUGAUCUUUAUUAUGCGACCAAAUCUAUGUUCUAGAGAAUAAUGAUUAUCGAGAAAACGGUCAUUUAAAUACCGAACUCA
Molecule: messenger RNA, 787 nt
Organism: Brassica oleracea var. oleracea
Lineage: Eukaryota; Viridiplantae; Streptophyta; Magnoliopsida; Brassicales; Brassicaceae
Product: early nodulin-like protein 3
Exons: 2
Coding region: 68-691 (207 amino acids)
Cellular component (GO): plasma membrane
Molecular function (GO): electron transfer activity
Source: RefSeq, a predicted model, not a curated record